AUGGCCCAGAGAUGGUUCCACAACUUGAAAACCAGCUCCAUCUACUCUUAUGGGGACUUAUACCUCAUGUUUAUGCGACAGUUUGCUAGCUCCAAGAGAAUGGGAAAGACCGCUAUAUCUUUGAUGGAUGUCAAACAGGAACCACAGGAAUCGUUAAGGGAGUACGUGACCAGGUUCAACAUGGCCGUGUUAGACACACCAGAGGCAGAAUCACAGAUCAAAUGUUACGCGUUCGUUCGAGGAUUAAAGCAAGGUCCCUUUUUCGACGUAUUACAAAUUACAUCGCCUAAGGAAUUCGACAACAACAUGGCCAUACUACCAGGAUAUCUGCAAUUGGAGGAUGCUAAGGCCGCACGAAGGGCCGAGGCCGAUAAACUCCGGGUGAAGAAAGGUGAUAACGGGAUGCAUCCCAGUGAUAAACAUUCUCAGAGAACACCAUACAAGGGUCUACCGCCAAGAAUACCAGCCAUAGCAGUAGAGACCAGGCCUCUUUCUCCAGGACCUGCGCAGACUGAUCGACGCAACAAGGGUGGUGGUGAUAUACGGGAGCGUCAUCCGCUGAAUAGGCCUGCUGACGAAAUCUUCCAUCUUCUUAAAGAUGAAAAUUGGUUCCGAGCCCCGUAG
This is a messenger RNA of Salvia miltiorrhiza (redroot sage), 624 nucleotides long. RefSeq lists its product as uncharacterized. The coding region runs from base 1 to 624 and encodes 207 amino acids. The record is from RefSeq and is a predicted model, not a curated record. The transcript has a single exon. NCBI's taxonomy places the organism in Eukaryota, Viridiplantae, Streptophyta, Magnoliopsida, Lamiales, Lamiaceae.